UUAUUCCUUGCCUCAGUUUCCCUACCAGCCCUGGGUGGGGAUUUCCUCCCCUGCCUCAGUAUCUGCCCAUGCUGGGGUUCCCCAAAAAGCAGCACAGAGCAGCUGCAAUCUCUGCCAGAAGUUAUCCUCUAAAUGAUUGUUCAGUACCACCAAUUUAAUCAGAAAUUAAACAACACAAGCAGCCUCUUUUCCCCCCACCUUCCAUCACACACCACCGGCAUUUUUUCCUCCCUGCCACUUAUUUUGCUUCUAAAUAAAGCUGAAUCACACACCUCAUGCCAUGAGGAAUUUGAAAGCACAACACUGUGCCCAGCACACGUGGGGAGAGGGAUGGAGCAUCUCCACAUGCAGGGCUCUGAGAAAGCCCCACUAUCAGGAAAAGCACCAAACACAGUCUCUGCUCAGCUCCUUCUCCAGCCAGAGACAUUCUGGAGUCCCUGGGAUCUUCCUCCACUCCCAGUGUUGCAUCUCAGCCACUCUGCUGAGUUAGAAGGGGAGGAUGCUUUGCACUGGCUGCGUUUUCUCCUUGCUCCAGGUAAGUUAGGAUGGAAACAGUAAGACCUAGAAUGGUGUUUUCCAGCCAAGACAUCAAAAAACUGUCAUCCAGGAAGAGAGUGGAUCAUGGAAUCACAGACUCCUCAGAGUCAAUCUCAUUCCACCUUAUAAGGGACACCUUGUACUGAGUGGUUCCUGUUGUCCCUCAAUUUCUCUCAUUUUACUCAGGGAAGCACUGGGAAAGCUGAGACACCCAGAGCCAUGCACAGACUCAAUUCCAGGCUGCCCCACACACCCAAAAUCUCCUGCCAAGAACUCCCCCACCUAAGGCAUCCCACAGCCAGGGCCUCCAGCCCAGCAGCAGGACCAGUAUGGGAGGAUUGUCAAUAUUUGCCCACUUUGGGCUCUCUGGAGGAGGGGCCCUGCUGAGGGUGCACAGCCAUAAAAGGUGUGACCAGCAGCACCUGGGGCUCACCAAACCCUGGAGCUGCCACCACCAGAAUGAAGCUCCUCUCGCUGCUCCUGUUCUUCCUAGGACUGGCCCUUGCCAGCUGCAACUUGGCCCAGUUUGGAAUGAUGAUUGUUCAAAAGACGGGGAAAUCGCCGCUGGCUUACAACGGGUACGGCUGCUACUGCGGCUGGGGGGGAUCCAAACAGCCCGUGGAUGCCACUGACAGGUGCUGCCAUGCCCACGAUUGCUGCUACAAGAGAUUGGUUUCCUCUGGCUGCAGCCCCAAAAGGACCAUCUACAAAUACACCUUCCAAGGAAACCGAAUAACCUGCGGAACAGGGAAUGGGUGCCAAAGAGGGAUCUGUGCCUGUGACAAGAAGGCAGUGGAGUGCUUCCAGAGGGCAGCCAGCACCUACCGCAAAUCCUACGACAACUACCCCAAAUCCAAGUGCAAGGGCAGAACACCUUCCUGCUGAGCACACCUGCCAGGCUGGGGCUCCAAAGCUCACAGAAACCACCAGAAUCAGGGAGUUCUGCCUCCCCUGUGGCCAGGCAGGACGUGGCACAAACCUGUGGUGUCCAGCACCUUUCCCCAGAGCCUUAGCACAGGGAAGAUCUGCUUCCCGUGGUUAAAUAGCUCAUAAAAAUGAGGUAAAACCUGAAAAUAAAGAUGUGUUUUUCAAUUGUGA
This is a messenger RNA of Parus major (Great Tit), 1635 nucleotides long. Its product is annotated as basic phospholipase A2 RVV-VD-like. Bases 997 to 1422 code for a protein of 141 amino acids. The transcript is spliced from 4 exons. NCBI's taxonomy places the organism in Eukaryota, Metazoa, Chordata, Aves, Passeriformes, Paridae. Gene Ontology annotation, molecular function: phospholipid binding; calcium ion binding. Gene Ontology annotation, biological process: phospholipid metabolic process; lipid catabolic process; negative regulation of T cell proliferation. The record is from RefSeq and is a predicted model, not a curated record.